GUGGAAAUGGUCUCGUGAUUCAAUUGACUUUCCUGAUUGGCGUGAGGAAUGGAUUACAAAUUCGAAGGAAGCAUAUUCUCUGAGUAACGAAACAAUUGUGGAAAUAGAAGAUGAGGUGUGUUAUCAUGCUGGUACUGAGUGUUUUGGGAAUGAACAUUUUACGUGUAAAUGGAAAGUCUUUCAACUAUUUAAGUGCCGAAAGGUUUGGACAAGAACACCUUUGCAAGACUCAUGAACGGAGGCAGAUGUUCCAGAGGGCAGUACUAGGCAAGGCUUGCUCAUCUUCAGAGAAGCAAGGAAACACAGGCUUCACAAAUGAUGAUUUCAUGUUGUUCAUGGUCGACAGCCUUUGCAAGGAUUCAGGCGGCUGGCUUGCUGAGUGGGUGCGGCAACACGUAGAUACUGAUGGUGAUGAACGUAUAUCCCGUUUCGAGGAGGACAUGUUUUACAAUGCUGUCGCUGAUCUAGAAACAUUAUAGUGUCCAUUUUCAUUUUUGAACACAUCUGGACUGGUUUGACCACGUAAUGGAUUGCUGGUCAAUCCGUUCUAUUCUCUUGUUCAUUAAGAGCAAACCUUCAUAUUUUAUACGAAUAUUGGACCUUGUGAAGACCAAUGAACAUCUGUCUGUGAUAUGCUCUGAUAUGUCUGCGACAUAUCUAUACUUAUUUCCUGGAAUUGUUAUGUACUGUUUCAUUCUUUACUAAAUGUACCUCUGCAUUUACAAUGCCAUUUCAUAGCAAAUGUGUAUUCCACUUUUCUAGUAUAUGGAUUAGCUUAAGAUUCUACGUAACAUAACAUUUAGAAUUACAAGCAACACGUUCCGUUUUCUACACUCGAUAUUGAAUGUGUUUGAGGCAUUGCUCUUAAUAGAAGUAGUUACACUGCUGAAUUUUUUUCAUUAUAUUGUGUGUUUUUUUUAUCUUAUAAACAUUUCGA
Messenger RNA from Mya arenaria, 937 nucleotides. RefSeq lists its product as uncharacterized. The coding region runs from base 111 to 479 and encodes 122 amino acids. Lineage: Eukaryota; Metazoa; Mollusca; Bivalvia; Myida; Myidae. The transcript is spliced from 5 exons. The record is from RefSeq and is a predicted model, not a curated record.